Microtus oregoni (creeping vole) is the source of this 7562-nucleotide messenger RNA. RefSeq names its product serine/arginine repetitive matrix 4 (gene Srrm4). The transcript has 13 exons. Gene Ontology annotation, molecular function: mRNA binding. The record is from RefSeq and is a predicted model, not a curated record. Gene Ontology annotation, cellular component: nucleus. Gene Ontology annotation, biological process: regulation of RNA splicing; mRNA processing; neuron maturation. The coding region runs from base 789 to 2588 and encodes 599 amino acids. NCBI's taxonomy places the organism in Eukaryota, Metazoa, Chordata, Mammalia, Rodentia, Cricetidae.
UUUACUAGCUCACUCAACAGAAGAUGUGCUCCAAGUCUUGCAAAAGGAUAUAGGGAGGUGGCUUAGCGCUGUGAGUGUGCAUGCAAGGGUUGAGGGGAAGGCCUGCGACGAUGGAGGAGGGAUGAGGUCUGGGACGGAGGAUAUCCAGCUCGAUUCUAUUCUGAGUGCUGGGGUUUCUUCUCAGAGGGGUCGGAACAACCACUCUGGCCACCGGGCCUUGGAGACAAGCGCACGCCCCGCCCUUUCUCCUCCCCAGAUCUGCGGGCCUUUGUUAUGCAGAUGGCGGCGGGAGGCUGAGCCACGGAAGGAGGGGUUGCUGGGGAAGGAGGAGACCGAGAAGGGGAGGGAGGAAAGUACAGCUCGCGCGACCAGCCUCCUCUUCCAACGUCACAUUGUGCAAGAGACAAAACCCGGGCGCGCUGGAGCUCACACGCGCACGCACGGCAGACGCCCCGGUCGCCUCCUCUCUGUUCCUUGCGCGGUAGAGAAAGCCGGCCCAGCUUUGCUUUGCUGAGGACGCCGAGCUCAGCCGGCUCCCAGCGCAGUUCAGAGCCAAGGCGGGAGGUGAACCCAGCCGGGGGACCACCUUCAAUCUCCGCUGCCUGCCAGGCUGAGUCGUCCCAUUCAAUCCCAUCCCCCUCCCAGAACUCUGAUCUCUCCCCCACCCCACCCCUUGGGGCUUUCACGCGGACAGCGCCCGGGAACCAAGGGCGUGUCAUCGGGUUUGGAAUCCACAUUUCAGCACUUCGGACAGCGCCCCGGUCGUCCGGACUCCUUGGGUUUUCAGGAUGACCAGCCUGCAGCAGGGCGAGAAACAGCUGUUUGAGAAGUUCUGGAAAGGGACCUUCAAAGCAGUGGCCACUCCGCGUCCCGAGAGCAUCAUCGUUGCCAGUAUCACAGCCCGUAAGCCACUGCCAAGGACGGAGCCCCAAAGCAGUCUCUUGGUCCCAGCCCAGGAUGGACCUUCAGAAAAGUUGGGCCAACGUCUGGCCACUGAGACCUUUGGUGUCAACAGCUGGGAAAGAGAUAAGACCUGCAGGGAGCUGGGUCCUGCCCGAGCACACAGUGCCUCUCAAGAAAGAGACCUGACACCACCACCUUCCUCCAGGGGGAAAAAGAAAAAGAAGAAAUCGACCAGGAAGAAGAGAAGGAGGUCCCCAUCCUACAGCCCAUCACCAGUCAAGAAAAAGAAGAAGAAAAGCUCCAAGAAGCAUAAGCGAAACAGGUCUUUUUCCAAGAAGAGGAGACACAGCUCCUGUAGCCCUAAAAGCAAAAGACGGGAAGAGAAGAAGCACAAAAAACAAUCUCGAAGCCGGAAGUCUCACCACCAUAGACACCACCAUUGCCCCUCAAGGUCUCAGAGCUCGGAACUGCGCUCUUCCAGCUGCGAGAGCAGGUACCGAGGUCGUUCUCCCGAGGAAGGGCGGAAAUCCCGCCGAACACACUCCCGCCGCUGCUCCAAGAACCACUACAAGGUCAGCCCAGAGGCCCGAUCCAGCCACCUGCCCAGCCAGCCCCUCCAGAGGCUCGGCUUCCUGUCAGCCAGGGGUGUAAUCUCUGGGUCGGGGUCUGCUGCUGACCUCUUUAGCAAAUCAACCAGCCCGCUCACCGCCUCCCGAGGACGCUCGCAGGAGUACGACUCAGGCAAUGACACCUCCUCGCCGCCCUCCACGCAAACCAGUUCCGCCCGGUUGCGGGGCCAGGAGAAGGGGAGCCCCGGUGGAUGUCUGAGCAAGAGAGGGGACCUCAACUGCGGUAAUAGUUCCGAUUCAGGGAACUCCUUCACCACUUCCUCCCCGCAAAACAAGGGGGCUGUUCUGGAGAACGUCUCUCCCACCUGCAGGAGCAGUGAGUCAAGAGGAUUUCAGUCUCCGUGUCUACAGUGUGCUGAGGUGAAGAAGUCUAAUUUGGUCCCAUCCACAGCCCGGAGUUCCCCCAUCAAAGAGUGCUCCCGUAGCUCCUCCUACACCAGCACUCGAUCUUCCAGCCCCUCUUCCCAGUCCCCAAACCACAGAGCCUCCCCCAGGUACACCCGGAGCCGAUCCACCUCUUCUGAAAAAAGGUCCUACUCUCGCUCUCCCAGCUAUUCUUCCAAGUCUGGCAAGAGGAGCCCGCCUAGCAGAAGCUCUAGGUCUCGUCGCAGUCCCAGCUAUUCCCGCUACAGCCCUAGCAGGGAUUCCAAGUACGGUGAGAAGGAAUUGCAGCCCCGAGAACGUGCACGCAGGAGGCGACGGUCCUACUCACCCAUGAGGAAGCGCCGGAGAGACUCCCCAAGCCACCUGGAGGCGCGAAGGAUAACCAGUGCCCGCAAACGCCCCAUCCCUUACUACCGACCCAGCCCCUCCUCAUCCAGCAGCCUCAGCAGCACCUCCUCCUGGUACAGCAGCAGCAGCAGCCGCUCUGCCAGCCGCAGUUACUCCCGGAGCCGGAGUCCCAGCCGGAGCCGCAGCAGGAGCCAGACCAGGAGCAGGACACGGACCAGCCGCAGCUCCAGCUCUCGCAGCCUCAGCCUGGGCUCCCGGAGCCGCAGUCGGAGUCGGAGCCUGAGCUACAGCUCAGCAGAAAGCUAUGCCAGCACGAGGCGCUAAGCAAGGGCCCUCCUUUGAGCCAGCUGCCCACCGGGACGACCCCUCUGUACUCUGCCUGUGUCCUUACUACCUGCUCUUCAUGCCAGCUCCCUGGUGACAGAUACGAAGGCUUUCUGGCUCAUGUCUUCUGUGCGUUCCUGGGAAGGUGGGACGGGAUACAGGGACUCUUGUUCCUUUGCCAAGUUGCUAGUAGCCUCUACCAGCAUCAUCCUGAGGGUCAGCUGGGCCGACGGAGAAGGCCACCUGUGGAAAGCUACCAUCCAUGACUCAAAAGUUUAAGCUUGGCCAAGACACGCGGUGACAUGUUCCACCCAUCCACUGCUCACAGGCUGUAUACUGGAGGCCAGGGUCGAUCCAUCCCUCACCCCGACCUCCUUCUCCCCUCCUUCAGUCUCAUGGCUGCACAGUUUGGAUCCCAGUGUUGGAAAGAGAGGAGACCAAGGGUGAAGUCCAAGAAAAUAGCUCAGGGCUUUUCUCCUCCCAACAUGGGCAAAGGCUGGGAGCUCCUGAGUCCUUCAGGGAGAAAGCGGACAUCAGCAGGGAAGGUAGAUGUGGGUUAAGAUUGGACAUGGCAUCUGUAGUUAUUCCAAGCAGCAAAGAGUAAGGUAAUUUGCCCCCUAGUAUGUCAGCCUGGUCAGGGAAGGGACUGCAGCGGGUUCCAGCUUUGUGGAGACCAUUACAUAGGGCCCUGUGACCCCAUAACGAUAAGAAGAUGAUGGAACAGUCAGCAUACCUUGGGCCACAGCCCUAUUCCCCAAAUUCACCUCCUCCCCAGUAGCUGGCACCAACGUGAUUCCACGGGACCAUCUGCUGAGCCUUCCCGCUGCUGUGGCUAGCAGCCAGCCUCCAGCGCCAGCCAGUCUGCCCUUGCCCUCCAGUUGGCGCCUGACAGCCCCCUCCACAUUGCCCAGACGGCCACACCCUGGAUUCUACCCAGGGCAGGCUGACACCUACCAUCUCACAUGGAGACCAUUCUCUUUGCCUCUCAGGAAUUUUCUCAAGACGGGGACACUGCAUGUAGCUCAAUAUUGUGGGGAAAGACGGAAAUCCAGAGAACCUGUUGAUAGAGGGACUUGAGGGGUCCCUGGCUCGGGGCUCCUGCUGGCUUCUGAGUUUGCUGUCAGCUUAGGAAAGUUGAGUGGUUGCUGCUGCCCUCGCUCUGCCUUCCUCCUCCCUAGGGCAAGGGCAAGCUGCCCUCUGACACACAAACACCAUCAGCUGCUUUGUCUGCAGGAGACAUUGGGAACAGGCAGGCCAGGGAGAUGGUCCUUAAAAUAAACCCCCGGGCAUCCCCCUCACCAGCUGCCUGGCUUUCCAGAGUCUAGGAGGUGUUAAGUUUGUGGUGGCAACAGCUGAGGGCCAGGGCACAUGGAGAAAGAGGUUCUCCCCCCAACUUCGGACACUGGAACACGAUGGCUGCCACGACCCAGCAUUGUUCAUCCCGCUUGCUCCAAGGAAAACAUCUGGGGGGAGGGGUCCCAUCUUAAAAGCAAUGAUCGAUCCAUGCCAAUCUUUCCCAACCUAUCAGCCUAGGGGUCCAGCGAGCGCCAGGGAAGUUCGUUAUCUGGUAGGCAAGGAGGAGCACCUGUGGCCAUACUGGCCUUCCUACCAUGGCUUCCAGCCCAGACCAAAACUCCACCCACCAAGACUCAAGGAUGCCUAAGCUGACGCCACAGAAGGCCGGAUAGCAGGUGCCUGGCACAGGAGUCGGUGCCCCCGGAGGGCAUGUACAGCAACUGUAAAUAACCCUCAUCCCUGCCAGGUUGCCAACCCCGAAGAUGAGGCUUCCAGGAGCCACCGAACCUCCUCAGCAGGACAGCUUGUGAAGGCAUGAGAGCCUCUCUCGAAGACACAGACUAUCUUCAUUCAAACCCCUCUAGGGGACCAUUUUGCCCAGGGCUCCUAGCAAGCUUUAUAUUUAUUUAUUUAUUUAUAUUUAUUUAUUAUUUAUGUGUUGAGCUCUUCUUUCUCACCAUUAGCAGUAUUUAUUUAUUUAUUUAUUCAGAGAGAUUGUGUGUCAAGAUAUGUGAUCAUGUGUAUGUGUUUGGUGGGAUGGUCUUCUAAAUUAUUUGUGCUUUAAAAAAAAAAUAUAUCCUGUGGCUAUGGCUGCAGUUGGAGAGGUCAGAGGAAUCUUGGUCUUUCCCAUGAAUGUUUUAAGCCCUGAACAUUCUGGAACUGACCGGGAAAUAUACGAGUCCCAAGGUUCAUUAUUCAGCUUGCUGCCAGUGAGGUGCAGGUCUGUGCCUCGGCUCUUCAGACGCAUGCUGCACCACUCCUGUAUCUGAAGGAUGAGGUCAGCCACAGAGUCCAUGAGCCUAAAUCCAAGGCCGGGGCCUGACGUUAGAAUGUAGCUACGCAAACGUGAAAGAGUCAGGAAAUCUUUGGCUAACUGCUUAGAGUCAGAAUGCCGUGUCUCGGCCAGUCUUCAGAGACAUCAGUGGCACGCAUCAGAGAGCCCUUACCUCGUGGUUGGGAAACCCUGUGGUAAGAAGGGUUCAAUACUAACUAGCAUGGCUCUUGGAGACAAGGUGUCAAUUUGACGAGGUUUGAUUGAUGCUCACAGUGGGAGAGAAAGGCAGGACAAACCCAGGGAAGACAUGGUGAUCUUCCUGAUAUCAGCGAAAGGCACCUGCUUCUCCUCCUGCUAUCUAAUUCCCCUCCCCCAGCUUUGGAGGUUGGAAAACGUGCCUGUAUCGUCUGCAGUAGACAAACACUGUCUUGUGAAGAGGGCAGGGGCCAUCCUGGGUGACACCCAAACACCCAAAGCAAAUGCCCUUUUCCUGUGUUCCAUUUGGGGUGGCACAAAACAACUUCCAAAAUUAGACAAUAAAGUACAGAUGGAGGGGACAGCCAGACGUCCCCAGAAAGGUCAUUUCUAAGCUUAUUCUGGGAGCUAGGUCCUGAAGACCUUUAUCAAUUCUUCCUUCCUAACCAACUGGCAGUGAUUCUGGCUGCAGGCUACAGCGAGCUCUUGCCCUUUCUGUGGUCAUUCUCCAUGGACUUUCAAGGUCAGCUUGCCUGGCCCAGUUGUGGAUUUAGUAAAACUUUCGCUAUAUCCCCGACUCUUUAAUAUGGCUGUCAUAUUCUAACCCAAGCAAGGUGUCAUUCUUCCCUUGGAAACAAUUGUCAGAAGCUGGUUUAGAUACCUGUAAGGUUAGGUGCACUGCGCUCCUCCUCCUUUUCCUCCUUCUCCUCCUCCUCUUCCUCCUCUUCCUUCUCCUCCAUCUGUCUUGCCCAUUCCUUUUCUCCCCUAUACUGCUUUGCUUUCCCAGCAAACAUGGAUCUCCUUCCAGGACACUGCUAACCUUGGCUAACUAGAACCAUGGAACCCUGGUCUAUCUAUCCACCUUACCCUCUUUACUUUCCAUUUCUGGGGAAUAACUCCACUUGGAAGCAAUCCAUAGUCGUGUUUGUACAGUGGAUUGUCACACUGUGUUGUGGAGACUGCUCACAGUGAAGGUGUAAUUCACCCACCAACAUCCAAAAUGGGUGAGAGUGUAGGCUGAGGUUAAGCAACAUGCUGCCAAAGCACCUUGACCUUCCCGCUGUGGCCGUGCUCCUCGUGAGUGCAAUAGGGCUAAUUAUCACCUUACUGCAGACCAGGGUUCCCACUUAGUGAGGUGGGGUAGUUGGCCUGAGGCCCAAGGGAGCCAACAAAUACAAUGAGUUCCACUGAGACUCGAGAAGGAAAGGGGUUUGAAGUGCUAUAAGGAGAUUCCUAGGAAUAGCUAAAAAUAGCACCCGAAUCCCUGCUGGGUGGCUAGAAAGUUGACUAACCCCAUCCAUGUUCACCAAAGUUGGACUUCAUUCCAGGCUCUCUUUGAGACCUCCUUGGAAGGCGACUCAGCUUUUCUGGAGCAGAAUAAAAUGGAGAUAGAUGUUGGGAAGGAGUUUGGGUCUCAGCCUCAGAGAGCCCCUAUUCUUACAUUUCUCAGCCCCGUUCUCUUUCCCAGAAGGGUUUGCUUAAAGAAGAACAAGUGUGGGGUGCUUCCAAAGGUGGAAAAAGCAAUGAGCUAUGUCUUUCUCAAGGUCAGCUUCCAACUUUUCUGCCAUAUUUCUUCUUCUUUGGUGCUGGGGGUGGAACCCAAGUGCUCCUGCACGCUCAUCAAGUGCUCCUGCACACUCAUCAAGUGCUCCCGCACGCUCAUCAAGUGCUCCCGCACGCUCAUCAAAUGCUCGUGCACACUUGUCGAGUGCUCGUGCACACUUGUCAAGUAUUCUAGCAAAUGGGUCACACCCUCAGCCCUGUGCUAGGUUCCCUUUGCCCCUUCUCUUCUGUGUGUAUCCCAAAUGGUCUCAUGGGCAUGUAUCUGUCACUUUGGUUUCCUUUCUGAUGGGGAGAAAAUUUGAUUUGAUAUUAAAAUGGCACAUGCCCCCCUCCUCCGCUAGCCAGCCCACCAGAGGCUUGGGCCAGACACAAUGUCACUGCACAACACUUUAAAGAACUCUAUCCCUUCUCCGUUCUGCACUGAUGAGCCAAUGGCAUUGACACCAUGAUCACCAACCCUCUGCAACUUCUUUUUCUGUUUGUGUAUUUGGGUUUUGUUGUUCCUCCCUGUUUUCAUUUUGUGAGUUGAUUUUUGGCUUUAUUCCUUUCUUGUUUGGUGGUUGUCAUUUUGCAUUGUAAAUACCAUGAUGUGAGGCUAUCCUUGGAACAUGACUUAUUUAAUAAUUUAUUAUUUCCUAUUUAUUGAGUGGUAUUGGGAAGGGAGGGGAGCCAGCCCUCCCCUUGGAUUGCUACUGGAAACCAUCUAUCUCUCAGCUCUGGGUGCUGCUGUCUGUUGUGGGGGAAUUAUCACCCAGGCAAUGAAUGCUGGAGUCACCAGAGAAUUGGAACCGGCAGAAACAGAGGCCCCCAUCAUACAAAUUAAGCCCAAAUGGAGCUAAAACGCUGGUUAUCUCCAGAAAACCUCAUUUAGAUGGAAAUUAAUUGAAGAACUCAAAUGCCUGUACACGAACCAACUUCUAUUAAAA